Messenger RNA from Daphnia carinata, 3222 nucleotides. RefSeq names its product protein FAN-like. Gene Ontology annotation, molecular function: protein binding. The transcript has 14 exons. The coding region runs from base 143 to 2872 and encodes 909 amino acids. The record is from RefSeq and is a predicted model, not a curated record. Lineage: Eukaryota; Metazoa; Arthropoda; Branchiopoda; Diplostraca; Daphniidae.
UGGUUUGGUUUGCUCUGACGUUAGGCCAGUAGUACAGCUUCAGUCUCGACAGUGUAAAAAACCAAAUACAUUAUACCAGCCUUUGUUAGUUUUUUUAUCAUCCGUGAAUUGUUACCUCAUGCAUUGAUUGUAGAUGUAAAAAAUGCCUGCCUCAAGGUUUUCAUUAUUACUACUGGAGCCAGGAGAAAUUUAUUUUGAAGAUUUUAGUGUAACAUACACCUGUUCAACACAAGACAGUAGCAUCCCAUCCCAACGUGGCCGCUUGCGAUUAUGUUCCAAAUCAGCAAUGUUUGAACCAGCAGAUGCCAAAUACCCCAUUCUUAAAAUUAGUUUGAGCUACUGUAGUUCUGUUUCCAAGGAAGAAGAUUCUAUUGCCAUACAAUGUAACCAACUUACAGAAAUGUUGGCAAAUAAUAUAAUGGCACCAUAUGUUUUCUUAAAAAAGACCUUCAUACUCAAAUUCACAUUUCACUAUGCAACUAGUGAAGAGUGCCUGUAUCGCUUGAGCCAGCUACACAGGGCAUCAACCUUGCCACCAAAAGAACAGCAAGAAAUGAUGGAGGCAAUAAUUCAUUCAAGGCAUGCACGAGUCCAAUUUGAUCCUUGUUGGCUAGAAGAUCUCCAUGAAACUGUACAGUUUGAAGCAAAAGUCAUUCAGGUUUCUCCGUUGGUGUCUAAUCCAGGAAGGGUAGUAGUGACAUCAGCCAGACUAUAUUAUCAGCCAUACAACUGCGAACCUUGGCCAGUCAUGAAGAUACGCCUUGCUUCGGAUAUAGAACGCGUUGCCAGAAGACGGUAUCUGCUGCAAAAUUCGGCUCUAGAAAUUUACUGCAAGGAACAUUGCUCCCCGAAAUAUCUGUUCCUAGCGCUCGACAGCACGAGCUUGUGCGAUGAGUUAUUCAAAAGAUUGGAAUCCAAUAACAAGCCCAAUAUCGGUCUCGAUGUUGCAACAUUGCAAUGGCAGCACGGCAUUCUUUCCAACUAUGAUUAUUUACUGUUCCUAAAUAGCGCUGCGGACCGAAGUUUUAACGACCUAACCCAGUAUCCUGUUUUCCCUUGGGUUGUGAAAGAUUUCAUCAGCGCCAAUUUAGAUUUAGAAGAUCCAUCUAUUUACCGUGACUUAUCAUUGCCAAUCGGUGCUUUGAAUCCGAACCGCCUUAAACAGUUGCUGGAACGCUUUAAUGACAUGCCAGAACCAAGGUUCUUAUACGGCUCACACUAUAUGGCACCUGGGUUUGUUUUAUUUUAUUUGGCGAGAAAAUAUCCCCAACUUGUAUUAUGUCUGCAUGGAGGCCGCUUUGAUCACCCAGAUCGCAUGUUUAACAGCCUUCAACAGACAUGGCAGAACGUUAUGAAUGGCGCGGCCGACUAUAAAGAGCUAGUGCCGGAAUUUUAUGAUGGUGAAGGCGAAUUUUUAGUCAAUUAUUUGGAUAUUAAUUUCGGCCAUCGAAGCUCCGAUGGCCGUCCCGUCCAAGAUGUAGAGCUUCCACCAUGGGCCAAAUCCCCUCAAGAGUUAAUAAUGAAACUACGGCAAGCUCUCGAGUCGGAGCACGUUUCAAAAAAAUUGCACCUGUGGAUUGAUUUAAUAUUCGGGCACUUGCAGAGAGGAACGAAAGCGGUCGAAGCACGAAACCUCUUUCAUCCACUUUGUUACGAAGGCUCCGUGGAUUUAUGUACUGUAAUCGAUCCUGUCACCCGCUUGAUGUAUGAAAUUCAAAUUCUUGAAUUCGGACAAAUCCCUCGACAACUGUUUACGAAGCCGCAUCCUGCACGAUUUGCUGGGCUCAUUCCCACGCCGUUGCCACUGAUGACGUCACCAGACUUACAAAAUGGUUCACGGGAGGAAGAAGACGGAGUCGAAAAUCGAACGAGAUCUUGGUCGCGGAGUCGCCUCUGUGAUCUGCACAUUCACACGGUUUUUCAUGGGCAUAAGAAAUCGGUGACGGGAUUAGCUUUUUAUUCGCAAAACGAUGAUGUACAAGCCGUCUCCGUGUCCCUCGAUGGAUUCAUAAAAGUCUACAAGUUACGUAAUAGAACACAAGUUCUAUCGGUCAAUCCGAUAGAAUCCAAUCCAUUAACGGCUUGCCUCUGCCUUCCGGAAUCAAACGCCCUUCUCCUGGGUACGCUACAAAACGAAGUCGCUCUCUAUCAGAUCGAUUGCUGUCGACUGGACAACGUCGCUACAGUUCAUGACGACAAUGUUACAGCCCUUGGAAUUGGAAAGGAUGAGAAAGAUGGUAACGUGAUCUUGGCUUCAGGAUCAUCUGACUGCAAUGUUAAAUUAUGGCGCGUCCACCGGACUUGUAGUUCUUCUCAUUUCCGCUUUCGUCCAACUACCGAUCUCAUAGCGGAAUUGGAACACGAUUCGUCGGUCGUCUCAUUGGAUUUCCAUCCUGGUGGAUUGAAAUUAGCUACUGGUACUAAAGAGGGUCAGGUUCUUCUAUGGGAAGUUCCAACUGGCCUGCCACUUGACGCUCUCCCUGGUCACAUGAAUGAGGUGUCCGCUGUAAAAUUCAGUCCAGAUGGUUCAAAACUGGUGACAGUGGGCCAUGACGGUUUACUCCAAGUGUUUCAAGUCGAUAUCGAUCCACCCCAAAUAGUGGCCAAAAGUGAGGAAAUGGUGGCGGACGAUAAGCGCGAAGAUUUCCGGUGCUUAGCGUGGGACGGUUUGUCCAUUCUAUUGGGUACGGCCCGUGGGGAAAUGUUAAUCUUCGAUUUGGUUGCCUUCAAAGUGGUGCGUAGGGUCCAGGCUCACGCCCCAGGAGCUCUGACAUGCAUAGCUGUUGCACCAAUUGUGGACGAUUUGGUUGUGGUGACUGCCGGUCAGGAUGGCCGUGUAUGCCUCUGGGGAUCUGAUGCAAUCAUCCCUUGAAAAGAACCACCGAGUUCCUUAGGAAAUCUUGCCUUCGCCUUCUCUUUUGUUACAACCCAUUGCACGCAAAAAUAUAUUCCAAUAUCAUCCACCAUGAUAUAACUAUGUAGCUCUCUCGUCGACGUCAUGAGUAUCGCGUUUGAUUUUAAGCCAAUAGGAAGAAAAAGAAAAGUCAUUGUUCCCCGUCCAGUAUUUUGAUGAAUUACAUUCGUCCAAUACAUAGAAUGUUAGUAAGAUUUAGUUACUAAUGUCAUCCACGUCCAUGUAAUAAAAACAUCUACUGAUCUUUAAAUUGCGUAACUCUUGACAUUCAACUUAGUGGGACUCGGGAUUUCGCCCUAGUUAGGGAG